AUGCCUCCUCACUUGAAUGAUACUAAUAUUGUCUUAAUUCCGAAGAAGGAGAAUCCAGCAUCUAUGAAGGACCUUUGUCCUAUAUCUUUGUGCAACGUGGUGUACAAGAUCAUGCUAAUAGUGUUAGCCAAUACGUUGAAGCCGUUGUUGGAUAAAUGUAUCUCCGCAGAGCAAUCUGUGUUUGUGGAGAACAGAUCUAUUAUUGAUAAUGUGUUGGUGGCAUUUGAAAUGAUCCAUCACAUGAAAUGCAAGCACGGGGAAGAAGGUGGAUAUGACUGGAGUGAUGGAGUGGGUCUAGUUGUUUCGAGUAGGGGCCUUAGAUAUGGUGACCUAUUGUCACCUUAUCUUUUAAUCCUCUAUUGUGAAGGACUUAGGACGUUGAUCAGAAGGGCGGAGGGGAGAGGAGAUUUACAUGGUGUUCAAGCAACGAAGACUGAAGUUAUGUCAAACAUUGGCAUUAUGGAAGUCUUCGGAACUAGAAAAUAUUUAGGCCUCCCUUCAACGAUAGGUGGGAAGAAGAAGGUUGUCUUCAAUUACUUAAAAGCCAGAAUUUGGAAGAAAAUUUCAGUUUGGUCUGUGAAGCACUUAUCUAGAGUUGGUUGUGAAGUUUUGGUUAAAGUCGUUGCUCAAGCUAUACCUGCGUUCUAUAUUAGUGCCUUCCUCUUACCUGUUUCUCUUUGUGAUGGGAUCUAA
Messenger RNA from Glycine soja, 693 nucleotides. RefSeq lists its product as uncharacterized. Bases 1 to 693 code for a protein of 230 amino acids. The transcript has 3 exons. The record is from RefSeq and is a predicted model, not a curated record. NCBI's taxonomy places the organism in Eukaryota, Viridiplantae, Streptophyta, Magnoliopsida, Fabales, Fabaceae.